AUGUCCCAGUCCAAAGACCACUGGUCAUCAGAGGCAUACGCCACUUCGGCCUCCUUCGUCCCCAAACUGACCCAGACUGUCCUCCGCUACCUCGACCCGAAGCCAACCGACCGAGUCCUGGACGUCGGCUGCGGGGACGGCAAGUUCACCGAGGCCUUCAUCCCCGCAGUCGAGUAUGUCCUGGGCGUCGACAGCUCCCCUGCGAUGAUCGAGUCUGCCAACAAGGACUAUGCCGGGCCCAAGGCGGCAUUCCGCGUCCUGGACUGCUGCUACCUGGAGCAGGACCCGUCCGUCGUGAAUGGCCAGUGGGACAAGGUCAUUUCCAACGCGGCUCUCCACUGGAUCCUGCGGAAUGAGUCUACGCGCGUGUCCACUCUGCGCGGCAUCUAUGGCUGCCUGAAACCCGGCGGUACGUUCGUUUUUGAGAUGGGCGCCCACGGGAACGUAGGCGAGGUUCUCACGGCCCUGAUCUACGCACUCGUGCAACAGGGCAUUCCAAUAGAGAGGGCCAGAGAGGUCGUCCCGUGGUUCUUCCCGUCGGCCGACUGGAUGACCAGCACGCUGGAGGAUAUCGGCUUCAAGGUCGAGAAGAUGGAGACCGAGUAUCGGCCGACCAAACUCACGUCGGCCGCGGAGGGCGGUCUGGCGGGGUGGGUGCGUCUGAUGGGCGCGCAGUUCCUCGAUGUGCUGCCCGUUGAAAAGCGUGAGGACGUCGUCCAGCAGAUUUGCGAUGUGCUUCAGACGGCUGUCACCCGCCCCGAAGACGGGAGUCAAUGGUUGGGUGAAGGACAUGCGCGUAUAUACAACUGGAUGUUUAUCUUUGUCGCUCGGCUCUUUGCCGCAUGA
Aspergillus terreus NIH2624 is the source of this 846-nucleotide messenger RNA. RefSeq names its product class I SAM-dependent methyltransferase. The coding region runs from base 1 to 846 and encodes 281 amino acids. The record is from RefSeq and is a predicted model, not a curated record. The transcript is spliced from 4 exons. NCBI's taxonomy places the organism in Eukaryota, Fungi, Ascomycota, Eurotiomycetes, Eurotiales, Aspergillaceae.